Molecule: messenger RNA, 270 nt
Organism: Ostertagia ostertagi
Lineage: Eukaryota; Metazoa; Nematoda; Chromadorea; Rhabditida; Trichostrongylidae
Source: the annotation of a GenBank genome assembly
AUGAAGUAUCUCAUCCUGUGGGUUUGCUUGGGAGUUGCUCUCGCCUGUGAGUUCAAGAGGGGCAAUUUCAAGGCAACAAAGAAGGAAGGUGAAAAGUGGACUUACUUUGAUAUGCAUUAUGAAUGCAAGAACGGGAAAGUGGAAACGACUGGCUGCAGAACUCCUAAAGGGACGGAGUUGAAAGUUGGCGAGAGGACAUAUGAGGACGAUGGAUGGAGAGAGAGAAAUGGCAUGCAUUGCACCAAAGGUGGCCUCAUGGUAGACAAAUAA